GAAAAGAGGGGGAGACGAGAGAGAGUUCAUUCCUCCUCUCUGCUUCAUCGUCCUUUAAGCUCGUAGUUGGGGCAAAUUCCCCACUUUCUCUUCUCGCGCUCUUCCCUCAUUGAGCGAGAAAGAGAACCCCCCAAACACACCCAAAUUACGCAAAAACCAAUUCUUGAAUUCCAUUCCCAAACCUACCAUCAUCAACCUCUCCCACAUUUCUCUGCAAGCCCUAGCCUUCCACUCAUCAUCGCGCAAUUCCAUCCGGCAAUCGCUGCCCUCCGGCCCUCCCAAGAUUCCGUCUUGGCAGCGCCGCCGGCGCGAUUUCGUCCGGUCCGCGUUUCUCCGAUGCCGUCUCUCCCCUGAAGCCCCAUCACCACUGCGCUUUCGAAGGGUUUGGGCGUUUAGGCAAAUGGAAGGGCCAGGUGGCAAUCAUCUGGACUCGUAUAGAGCUCCGGUUUCGAGCUCUAGAAGAUAUGGAAUGCUAUCUACUUCCAAUUUUAUUCAGGCACCACUGUCUGCCUUGCUGGAGUACUCGGGCCUUCUGCGCGGCCGUUCCAGUCACCAAGAAGCCGAGUCUUUGAUUGGGGGACGUAGCGCUGCCGCGUUCAGGGAGCACCAUCACGGUCAGGUGGAUCAAUCGAGCAAUGAUGGGGAGGUUUCGAUUAGGAUAAUUGGUGCAGGGGAGCAAGAGCAUGAUAGGGAAGGGGGUGGUUUAGUAGUUGGACAGUUGAGGGAGAGUAAUGAUGUUUCCGGACAACCAAUAGCUAGGGUGGGCUCUGUUACAGUGGUAUCGGAGGAGGGUCAGGGAGAUGGUAGAACGGAUGUUGGUUCUGGAGAAGGCAUGUCACAAUCGAUAAAUGGAAGUGCUGAUGGAGAAGCUGGUGAUGGUGCUGGGGCUAAUGGCAGGGAUUCUUCGUACCAGAGAUAUGAUAUUCAGCAGGCAGCUAGGUGGAUUGAGCAGGUCCUGCCCUUUUCCUUGCUUCUAUUGGUGGUCUUCAUUCGCCAGCAUUUGCAAGGUUUCUUUGUUACUAUCUGGAUUGCUGCUGUUAUGUUUAAGUCGAAUGAUAUCCUAAGGAAACAGACAGCUUUGAAGGGAGAGAGGAAAAUCUCUGUUCUAGUCAGCAUCUCUAUUGCAUUCGCAGUUCAUGUGAUUGGUGUUUACUGGUGGUAUCAGAAUGAUGAUCUUUUGUACCCAUUAGUUAUGCUUCCUCCCAAAGUUAUACCACCUUUCUGGCAUGCUGUUUUUAUCAUCAUGGUUAAUGAUACCUUGGUCCGGCAGGCAGCAAUGGUGAUCAAGUGUAUUCUAUUAAUGUACUACAAGAACAGCAGAGGACGUAACUAUCGUAAGCAGGGUCAAAUGCUUACAUUGGUUGAGUAUCUACUUCUGUUGUACCGGGCCUUGUUACCAACACCAGUGUGGUAUCGUUUCUUCUUGAACAAAGAAUAUGGUAGUCUCUUUUCUUCACUAAUGACAGGGUUAUAUUUGACCUUCAAGCUUACGUCUGUUGUUGAGAAGGUACAAUCUUUCUUUGCUGCAUUGAAGGCCUUGUCACGUAAAGAGGUUCACUAUGGGGCGUAUGCAACAUCAGAGCAGGUCAGUGCAGCUGGCGAUCUAUGUGCUAUCUGCCAGGAGAAAAUGCAUGCUCCUAUCUUGCUUCGUUGUAAACACAUCUUCUGUGAGGACUGUGUAUCAGAGUGGUUUGAGAGGGAACGGACCUGCCCGUUGUGCAGGGCUUUGGUAAAACCUGCAGAUCUUAGAUCGUUUGGCGAUGGAUCAACGAGUUUGUUCUUCCAGCUGUUUUAAGAUCGUUCAACUGUAAAAACGAGGUCUGUUUCUGCUUUGAAGUUCGAGUUAUCAUUUGAAACAGGCAUCUCCUCAUCCUUGUGACUACACACUGGUAUAUUCGAUUGUAUUUUUGCUGUGCCUUGUUCAUGAUUUACCCCUGGAAAGAAGGUAUAACUGAACUGGCUACUGUUCAUACAGACGUAUUGAGAAAAUGUCAAAAAAUGUAUGUAAUUCGCCAAUUAAGCAACAGAGAAGUUCCUUUAAUCACCAUUUGCGUUUAUAUCUAAUCAUUUGCCUUGAAUGGAAUUUUAGAGCUGUCCUCCCCUUCUGUCUAGAACAUUUUCCAUUAUUAUUUUUGCUUCUUUUUUGGUCAUAUUAUUUUCCAUCCAGAUUCUAGAUUUGCCAUGUUUUUUGGUGGGUGGCAAACGACAAUUGUGUAACGUGCAAUCUUUCUUUGCUUGAGAGCUAGUUUCUACAAAUAUUUCUUUGGCAUGGCCUCAUGUCCACCACUAAUUUGUACAGCAAGACCAACUACCACAUCCUGUUUUUGGGACCUUUAAUUCAGGACAUUCCCUAACUUAAUGUAUAUAUAGGAUGGCUCCCCCUAGCCUUCUGUCCGAUCCCAUUUCCAUGUAACAGUUGCUUGAAGAAUUAGCUUCAUUGGUCAUAUUCUGCAAGAGGAACACAAUCUCUUUCGCUCCCUCUGGCUUUCCUUGAGCGUAUUUGAUUGAUUUGAUCCGCAAUAUGGUGAUGGCAAAGGAAUUGAGUUGUGAGGUUGCACCACCAGCUGUGAUAUCCCACCAAAAACCUUCGCAGUGUCCGAAUUUGGAGACCAUUGUUGAAGAAGGAUCUGAGAGCUUUGAGAUUCUGCCGAAAGGAAUUGUGUUUCUUCUUCCAGUAUUUCUUUCUUUUGUUUCUUACUUCAUACUGAAUAGACUUGCUGCUUGAUGAUAUGUAUGAAAUAGGAAGGCAAAAUUGUGUGAAAUAGAUGAGCAGACGACAACGUCAGAAUAUUUUGCAUACAAAAGUUGUUCAAACUUUGAAAUUUUCA
Molecule: messenger RNA, 2828 nt
Organism: Rosa rugosa (rugosa rose)
Lineage: Eukaryota; Viridiplantae; Streptophyta; Magnoliopsida; Rosales; Rosaceae
Exons: 9
Coding region: 401-1795 (464 amino acids)
Biological process (GO): positive regulation of ERAD pathway
Molecular function (GO): ubiquitin protein ligase activity
Source: RefSeq, a predicted model, not a curated record